UGGGUCUUAUGGCUACAUGGCUCCAGAACUUGCACUUACAAUGCGGGUCACAGAAAAGUGUGAUGUUUAUAGCUUUGGAGUGGUGACAUUAGAAGUUAUGAUGGGAAGGCACCCGGGUGAACUCCUGGCUUCUCUAUCUUCAUCAAAAAAAUCAUUACCAGAAAAUCCUGAAUUGUUUUUAAAGGAUGUGUUAGACCAGCGGCUCCCACCUCCCACUGGCCAAUUAGCAGAAGAAGUGAUGUUUGUGGUGAAUGUAGCAUUAGGAUGCACGCAUACCACUCCGGAAGGACGACCUUCUAUGCGUUUUGUUGCACAAGAAUUGUCUGCAAAGACCCAGGGUAACCAUAACAAGCUAACAAGCUUUCAAAAGUAGAACAAAAUUCGGAAAGAGCUUGGUUGGUCUUGCCUACAGUUGUAUGCCAAUUUCAUGUUUCAGUAAUAUGUAUACAAUAAGAGUGUUGGGUAUUUCGUCCGAAAU
Messenger RNA from Pistacia vera, 478 nucleotides. RefSeq names its product MDIS1-interacting receptor like kinase 2-like. Gene Ontology annotation, biological process: protein phosphorylation. Gene Ontology annotation, molecular function: protein kinase activity; ATP binding. Lineage: Eukaryota; Viridiplantae; Streptophyta; Magnoliopsida; Sapindales; Anacardiaceae. The transcript has 2 exons. The record is from RefSeq and is a predicted model, not a curated record. Bases 17 to 373 code for a protein of 118 amino acids.